This is a messenger RNA of Dendrobium catenatum, 1032 nucleotides long. RefSeq lists its product as uncharacterized. The transcript has a single exon. NCBI's taxonomy places the organism in Eukaryota, Viridiplantae, Streptophyta, Magnoliopsida, Asparagales, Orchidaceae. The coding region runs from base 1 to 1032 and encodes 343 amino acids. The record is from RefSeq and is a predicted model, not a curated record.
AUGGCUUCCUCCUCCUACAACAUGCAUUUCCCGCCUUUGCCUGGAGGCCCAUCCUCCUCCUUGCUCCCUGUUUUCUCUAACCCGAUCGGGUUAAACUUUGUCUCAAACCUAACCAAGGAAGAUCCUGUUGCCAGUGAUUUUUCACUAUCCUUCCAUCCCCCUGCUCCUAAGGUUCCUUUUUCUACAGAUGAGCUUGCUCUUGGGCUCCCUGAUUGGGGCUCUUGUCUUGUCGGGUACUCUAUCGGCCCCCGACCCACCUACCUCAGCCUUCUCAAUGUGGUGAAGCGUGCUUGGAACCCUAAAGGCUCGGUCGAUCUACUCUCGCUGAAUGAUGGCUUCUUCCUUUUCAAGUUUUCAACUCCGGAUGACUACCAAGUUGCAUGGACGGGAGGACCCUGGUUCUUCUUUGGCCGGCCAUUCAUCUUGCAGAAAUGGACACCAAAGUUCAAACCUAAAAGAGAUGAGUUUUCCUCUAUCCCUCUUUGGAUAAAAAUUUUUGAUUUACCUCUAGCUGUUUGGAACCCGACUGGUAUUUCUAAGAUUGCGAGCUUUGUGGGUCAUCCGCUUGCGGUGGAUGCUCUCACUGCUAGGAAAACUAGACUUACCUAUGCUAGAGUUUGUGUGAUGGUAUCCUGUAAUUCCCCUCUGCCUGAUGAAAUUCCUGUUUCUCUUGAUGGCGAUGAUGUGAAUUUAAAAGUCUUGUAUGACUGGAAGCCUUCCCCGUGCUCUGGCUGUGGCUCGUUUGUCCAUCCCUCCUCUCUUUGUCACAUUAAUCCCCAGCCAAAACCCCCCACGGCUCCUGGUCACGAGAGAAGCUCCUCCCGUACUCGGGUUCCCCGUCUCCCCUCAGCUUCUAAACCUCCCCUUCUUCCUCCUAAUACGCCCAGAAUCAUCCCUCCUCCACCAAAUACCACUCCACCAAUCACUACCCAACCCAUCCUUCCCCCCCUGCGUCUUUUUUGCCCGCUGCUGAUCAACAGAUUUCUGUGGCCUACCCGCCGCGGUCGGAAUUACCUACUACUUCUAAGCUGA